Molecule: messenger RNA, 1823 nt
Organism: Nicotiana attenuata
Lineage: Eukaryota; Viridiplantae; Streptophyta; Magnoliopsida; Solanales; Solanaceae
Product: nuclear transcription factor Y subunit A-3-like
Exons: 6
Coding region: 309-1286 (325 amino acids)
Biological process (GO): regulation of transcription by RNA polymerase II
Cellular component (GO): CCAAT-binding factor complex
Molecular function (GO): RNA polymerase II cis-regulatory region sequence-specific DNA binding; DNA-binding transcription factor activity, RNA polymerase II-specific
Source: RefSeq, a predicted model, not a curated record
GUACUGUACUUUUUUAUAUGAGAAAUUUGGGAAAGCAAAGGAAGUAGUUAGUAGUAUAUAGUUAAUGUAGUUUUCAGGUGGGGGGAGAAAACAGCACAAAAAUACAUCUUAGCAUCAAACCAAGAGCCAAAACUAAGCAAAUGUUUGUAUCAAAUCAGUAUGCUUGCAAAUGGAUCCAUCUUUUUCAAGUCAUUCAUUAACCAAAGCAAAAGGUAACUCCAGUCUAGACGGUGGUAUAGUGUAUUAAGGUAGCAUAGAGGUUUUCAAAUAUUCAGUGUAAAGCUUCUGGAGCACGAGAUUCGAAGAGGAUGAUAAGCUUCUCCCAGAAAGGUGUCCGUGGAAAAGAAGGUCAAUCUUUCACUCCUUUGUUUGUGAAUUGUUCAUCUAUGUGGAGCUCGGGUGAACCACCAGAAAAUGCUCCUUGUAAGAGUGUCCUUAAUGGAGCGGAAUCUGCAUCGAAAUGUCACUCCAAUAUCAAGCAAACAGAAUCCCAAUAUCAAGAUCAGGAUUCAACUUCUACUCUGUCAACUGGUCAAUCUGAUCAUGUGGAGACCGCAAUGGCAAAAAGCAAUACUGUUCUGCAAAAUGUUGCGCUUCAUCCAGGUUGGGAUGGAGUUUAUGAGGUGCAAGGAGAGAGUGGAACAAAAGCAUUCCUAUCAGGCAAAAGUGCCACCAACACUCUUCCUCAACCACAUGUGCACCAUAAUCAUCCAAUGGCUUGCGCAUCCUACCCUUGGGCUGACACUUACUUUGGAAGGCUCGUGGCUACUUAUGGAUCAAAUGCCAUCAUUUAUCCUCAAAUGGUUGGUGUCACCUCCACAAGAGUUGCACUUCCUCUUGAAUGCACAGAGAGCUUGCCCAUUUACGUGAAUGCGAAACAAUACAGUGCUAUCCUCAAAAGACGUCAAGUCCGUGCCAAGCUGGAGGCUCAGAAUAAGCUUGUCAAAGACAGAAAGCCAUAUCUUCAUGAGUCUCGACAUCGUCACGCAAUGAAGAGAGCUAGAGGUACUGGAGGGCGCUUUUUGAACACAAAGAAUAUGCAGCAAUCUAAGCCUUCAUCUCCAACGCACGACAAAAGCAUCUUUAAGGGAACGGCAGGUGGCAACUUAACUAGAUCCAUGGUUCAGCACUCAGAGAGUGGUAGUUGGGGCACUUCCACCCAAUCUGGUUCUGAUGUUACGAGCAUCUUCAGUGGUGAUGAAAUGUUCCAGCAGCCAGAGUUCAGAGUCUCUGGUUUCCCUUUUCACAUGCAGGAAGCUGCAGACUUCAUGCAUGUUGGAACUUGACAACACGUUGUGUUAUCCAUGAUGUCGGUGCCAACACAGGCUGCAUUACAAAAUGCAUUCUUCUUGGUUGCACUCAGAUGGAUAAUCGGCAGUUCAUCCUUGGCUAUGUUACUCUUUCCUUUUCAAGAACUAAAACCGUUAACAUCACUUUUUCCUAGGGUUUGGUCGUCGGUAUGGUAUACAGUUCAUGGUUUGUGAUGAAUAGAUCGCAGGUUGGUUCUGCACGUCAUCAAGAAGGACAAUGAGAGGAGAAGUCAAACCAUUAGACUGUUCUUAAUCAGAAACUGUGGAGAUUAAGGCAGUCUUCUCCUUUUCUUGGUGGCGCGGCGUGUAGAUCAUGCUGCACUUCUAAGUCUAUACUUGCUACUGUUAUUUGUGUUACUGUUUUUCAUUUCCUGUUGCUUUGUAUUGCUCUCAUUGUUAGUACUUUUAACUUGGGUUUUGUGUGCAACAAGAUAAACUUAUUGAACCAUUUCAUGCUUUGUACAUUUACUUCUGUGCUUGUGCAACAUGCAAUAUCUUCGUGAGGGGUGAUAA